Molecule: messenger RNA, 3516 nt
Organism: Bufo bufo (common toad)
Lineage: Eukaryota; Metazoa; Chordata; Amphibia; Anura; Bufonidae
Gene: SHOC2
Product: SHOC2 leucine rich repeat scaffold protein
Exons: 9
Coding region: 276-2027 (583 amino acids)
Molecular function (GO): protein binding
Source: RefSeq, a predicted model, not a curated record
GAGGAUGGCGGCGGAUAGCAGAGCAGGGAGACGGGCGGAGGAAUAACAACAUCAUGAUGAUGAUCUAACCCGGAACCGGUCUUUUUGGCAUUCGACGUCUGAUCUGGAAUAAAACAUGUAGCUCGGGGGAUAUCGAAAUAUUCGGGAGCAACUCAGAUUUUAUAGUUUUUUUUGUUUUGUUUUAUUUUGUUGUUUUUUUUCUCCUCCCCACGUAAAGGAUUAUCCUGGACUCUGUUCAUGUUGAGUUCAUGAGGUGUUUGGCUUAAUCCGUCACUAUGAGCAGCAGCAUAGGAAAAGAUAAGGACCCCAAGGAUAAAGACCCUAAGGGCCCCACUAUGGUCAAGGACCGUGAAAAGGAAGCCAAGGCCUCUGGGGGUCCUGUGAAGGAGAACAAAGACAAGGACCUUAAGACCAAAGUCAAAGAUGCCAAAGAAGGGAAGAAAGACGCAGGUGGGGCGCAGCCUGGCGUGGCUUUUUCCGUGGACAACACGAUAAAGCGCCCCUCGGGCGUGUCUGGCUUGCGUAAAAAGGCCAGCAACGCCGAGGUGAUAAAGGAACUGAACAAAUGCCGGGAAGAGAACUCGACUCGUUUGGACUUGGCCAAGAAGUCCAUUCACCAGCUCCCGGCCUCCAUCAAGGAGCUGACGCAACUGUCGGAACUUUAUUUAUACGGUAACAAGCUGCCCUCGCUGCCAGCGGAGGUGGGCAGCCUGGUGAACUUGGUGACGCUGGCGCUUAGUGAGAACUCUUUAACCAGCCUGCCAGACUCUCUGGAGAACCUGAAGAAGCUGCGGAUGCUGGACCUGCGGCAUAACAAGCUGCGGGAGAUCCCGGCCGUGGUGUACAAGCUGAGCUCCCUCACCACGCUCUUCUUGCGCUUCAAUCGUCUCACUACCGUGGAGAAAGACAUCAAAGCCCUGAGCAAGCUGACCAUGCUGAGCAUCCGGGAGAACAAGAUCAAGCAGCUGCCGGCAGAGAUCGGGGAGCUGUGUAAUCUCAUCACGCUGGACGUAGCCCACAAUCAGCUGGAACACCUUCCGAAAGAGAUCGGCAACUGCACCCAGAUCACCAACCUGGACCUGCAGCACAACGAGCUCCUGGACCUGCCAGAGACAAUAGGAAAUCUCUCCAGCCUGAACCGCCUCGGACUGCGAUACAACCGGCUAUCGGCGAUUCCGCGCUCGUUAGCGAAAUGCAGCGAACUGGACGAGCUGAACCUGGAGAAUAACAAUAUAUCCACUUUACCCGAGGGCCUCCUCUCCAGCCUGGUGAAGGUGACGAGCCUGACCCUGGCCCGGAACUGUUUCCAGUCUUACCCCGUGGGGGGCCCGUCCCAGUUUUCCACUAUUUACUCCCUCAAUAUGGAGCAUAAUCGCAUUAAUAAAAUCCCGUUUGGAAUCUUCUCCAGAGCGAAAGUAUUAAGCAAGCUGAACAUGAAGGACAAUCAGCUGACUUCUCUACCCCUGGACUUUGGGACGUGGACAAGCAUGGUGGAGCUGAACCUGGCUACUAACCAGCUGACCAAGAUCCCAGAGGAUGUGUCCGGCUUGGUCUCUAUUGAGGUCUUAAUCCUAUCAAACAAUCUAUUAAAAAAACUUCCACAUGGGAUCGGGAACCUGCGCAAACUGAGGGAGCUGGAUCUGGAGGAAAACAAACUGGAGUCACUGCCCAAUGAGAUUGCCUAUCUGAAAGACCUGCAGAAACUGGUGCUGACAAACAACCAGCUGACAACUCUGCCGAGAGGCAUUGGCCACCUGACCAACCUGACGCACCUCGGUCUCGGGGAAAACCUCCUGACGCAUCUUCCAGAGGAAAUAGGUACAUUGGAGAACCUAGAGGAGCUGUAUCUGAACGACAACCCCAAUUUGCACGGCCUGCCCUUCGAGCUCGCCCUGUGCAGCAAGUUAUCAAUCAUGAGUAUCGAGAACUGUCCCCUCAGCCACCUCCCGCCGCAGAUCGUGGCCGGGGGCCCGUCCUUUAUCAUCCAGUUCCUGAAAAUGCAAGGUCCUUAUCGUGCCAUGGUCUAAACAUACAAGUCCCAUACACUGUACAAAGCGCAUCCAUGUCGUGUCGAUGUACAUACGUCUAUAUCCCAGGACGAGGCCGGACGAUAUAGAUGUGUAUGUUUAUAGAUAUAUAUAUAUAUGAAAUAUGUAUAUGUAAUGAAAAAGGCAAAUUUAAUAAGACUGCAUUCUGUGUUUUUGCUAAUAGAGGAAUCAUAGCCAUUUAGAUUUUUUUUUUAUUAUUAUUAUUAUUAUGUAAGAAAAUAUCAAUUGCUUGUCUGAAUUUUUUUCCUUUGCUGAAUUUGGUGUAUUUUUUGUACAUAUAUAUAUAGAUAUAUUAAUUUUUUUUUUAAGGUCAUUGUUAUCUGAAUUUCCAGCACAGUUUUUAAGGGUCGCAGAUCUUAUUUUGCAGUGAUUGUCAGGAUUCUGUGUUACUAUUGGAGCUCAGUUUGUCAUGUGUUUAAAAAAAAAUAUUUUUCAGAAAUCGCAACGGCCAAUGAAUUUUGAGUAAAUCUCUUCUUCCCUGUCGGGUCAUCGGCUUAUGAGCCUAGAUCUGCUGUAUGAGUUGUAUCUGCUCUAACUUAUUAUAUAAAUGUCUGUUUUGUUUUUUUUUUUGUUAGUUUUCUUUCCGUUACAUUGUUUAUAGUCUGGGUGAAUCACUGUAUUGUUUGACCACGAUUUGAGCUUUUUUUUUUAAUUGCUUCCUGUGGAGUCGGCUCAGUCUGUGAUUAACUUUUUUUCCUGUUUUAGACUGGACUUGAAGCAGAGGCCCCUCCCCCGCCAUAUCGCCCCUCCUUUCUUUUCUCAGUUUAUGGAAGUGUGCCACAUUUCUGCAAAAUUUUGCCUAACAUAUCAAAUGCCUACACAUCGUUAUAGUUUUAUGAAGACUUUAAGGCCGUAUCCACCUCUGUAGUGUGGUUUUUUUUUGUUUUGUUUUUUUGCCUGCUUAAUCCAAACAGAAAAAUGAAGCAACUUUGCAGUAAUUGUUUUUGAAAAAAUUCCUUUAGUUUUGUCUCUACAGCUCCUAUGCAGAUUGUCUCCAUGGUUACAGACUACAAACAGAUUUUGUGUAGUCUUGCAGCCUCAUACUUUGUACUGAGGAAAGACAGACAGAAAUAUGACAACAGGGAUUGUUUGUAGUCUGUUACCAUGGAGACACAGACAACUUUUUUUUCCACCUUUGCAAUCUAUUUUUUUUUGGUCUAUAGAUCUAAACUGAAAAGUUAGGUAAAUUUGCAGUAGGUGUUUUUGAAAAAAAAAUCUGUCUCUACAGCUCAUAUGCAGGUUUUGUCUCUAUGGUAACAGACUACGAACAGACCCUCUGUCGUGUCGGACUUGCAGUCUCGUGCUUUCUUCCAUAUACCCCUGCUUUGUGCUAGCAUGCCUUUGGUAGGAUAGCCAGACGUAGAGAAGAGAUGGAAGGAAAUAGGACUAUAGGAUCAGACUAUAGAUUGUCUGUUACCAUGGAGACACACAGUCUGCAUAGAAGCUGUAGAAAUGGUAGAAAAUUUUC